Messenger RNA from Necator americanus (New World hookworm), 2499 nucleotides. RefSeq lists its product as uncharacterized. The record is from RefSeq and is a predicted model, not a curated record. The transcript has 21 exons. The coding region runs from base 1 to 2499 and encodes 832 amino acids. NCBI's taxonomy places the organism in Eukaryota, Metazoa, Nematoda, Chromadorea, Rhabditida, Ancylostomatidae.
AUGGAUUCACAUACACUACGAGACUGUUUAUCCGUGACAGGUGUAGAUUCACCGGGAAAAUCCAUAGCGGCUGGGCCGAAUGGGCAGCUUAUUUUCAAAAAAUCAGCUAAUCAACUCUACUAUUGUGAUGUACAUGAAAUGUCUUCGUAUACGCUUCUUCUUUCGAGAAUGGAUCCAUUAUAUCAAGAUUGUCAGAUUUACGAUCUUGCCUUCUGCCGCCGUGGAACACUUUUGAUCUGUCUUCAACGUGUCCCAAGCGGUGAAUUCUUCAUUUGUGAAGGCACAAUCGACUGCACGGCACGUGUCGUCGACAUUAACGGAGCAGUACAUCGGACGAACAUCAUAUCAACCAAAGGAAAAAGUGUGGUGUUAAUACGCGAUGAAGCUGGUGUCGUUCUCCUUUCAUAUCCUAUUCGAUGGCAAUCAUCCGGAAACAUCAUCGAACUGUUCCAUGCUUCGAAUUUUCUCGCAACAUCAGUCGGAGACAAGUACACGAUUUCGUUACAGAGCAGAGAGAUUUUCGAUGCAACAUUCGCAAGUCCGUUCAUUUCACGAAAUCAUCUAUAUCUCUUCUAUGGCCAUGAUUACUCAAGGUUCCUGUUGGUUCCUCUUACAGGAACUUCGUGCGGAAAAUGUGAAAUACGACGUACUCAAGGUGUACCUCCUCCGGACGCAUUCAUGAGCAAAACCGUUCAGUGCUUCGAAGAUUUUGCACUUAUCUACGCGAAUCAGAAUAUUCGAAAUCUCAGACCUAAUUUUUAUUUGUUAAAUCUAACGAAUCUCACAUGGUACCCUCUUAAUUUGAUGCUUUCACAUCAUUUUCCGAAUGGGAACAUAUCGUUACAAAAAUGUGGCGAAGAUGUAAUCUAUCUACACGGAGACUGUAACCUCGGGAACUGUAUCGAACGAACUCAUCUUUAUCAAAUCGACGUCCAGCCGCUUUCGACGUUUUUACUCCAGAAAAGAAGAUCGAAAUCACUGGGUGCACUGAAUCGCUCUGAUUUUUCUGUUUAUGACCAGAACAAAAGAAGCUCCAUGCAUUCGUCUGGAUCGCCGACGUCGUCGUCAUCUAGUCCUUCACCUUCGCUAUCGGCGGUGGCAAUAUCUCAACGCAAAGGGGCUGCUCACACUCCUUCACGAUUUCAGAAGAAAACAUCGAAGGAUGAAACAAAAAGACGAUAUCCGAGCAAUGCAAAGGGGUCAGUAUCGUCCGUUACGAGCCACGAAACGCUUGCUGAAAAGGAACCACCAAGAAGAUCACAAUCAUCAUCAUCUUUACAUUGGGGUGCAGAUAUGGCUGAACAAGCGCCGAAAUCCCUUCAAAGUCAAUUGAAGCUAGCAAGAGACAUGGGUUUUUCCGAUGAUGUCAUCUUUGCCGCUCUUGAAUCACAGAAGAAGGAUGCUGAAGGGCUGUAUAUACCAUUCGAGAGUACAAACGCUAUGUUGGACGUCCUCAAUCAUUCAUCGGCAAGAGAAGAAUGGUUGACACAGAGCACGCUAUCCACGGAAUGCAAUGACAUUGAUUUCACGCCACACCGCGCAUCUCCGAGGAACGUACUUCGGUCGUCUUCAUUUCACGUAAAAUCGCCAACAAUAAGUCGUAACGAAGAAUUGUCACGCCUCCUUCGAACAUUUGAAAAGGAGCGGAUGAGGGACAGAGAAGUUGCAGAAAGUCAUACGGCAAAGCUGAAGGCUCGAAUUAAUGACUUAGAACGGGGAACAGAAAAACUUAAGCAAGAUGAACGAGAAAUACAGGAACGUCUUCAGGAACUACAGAAUAGGAAUGAUUAUUUGACUUCUGAAAUAGAAAAAAGUGAAAGAGAGAAGGAACAACUUGGCCAGACCAUCGUAGAACUACAAGCGGUGACCGAUCGGCUGACUCUAGAAAAUCUUCGGAAUGAACAUCAAGCAAAGGAUCAAAAGGAGUUAGCAGAGCACAGAAAGAAACAAUACGACCAACAAAUUGCGACGAUGGAAGAGUCAAUCCGCACCCUUACCGAAAAAUGCAGUUCACUCUCUGCUGAACUAAAACAGAAAGAUAAACAGCUACGUGAAAACGUCAAACGCCUCCAGGAGAUAGAAAACAGGAAUUCCCAAACACAACCUGAAGCGUUGCUGGAAAAAAUAUUGAACGAAUAUCAGCUGAGGCGGAUCGAAGAAGAGAAACGGAAAGAAGCGAAUGAAAUUUUUAACAAGAGAAUUGCAAAAUAUCAUGAACAAUUGAUAGCAUCGUUUCCUCGAUUAGAAGAACAACGUCGACAAUUGGAGGCUGAGAAAGAGCGUGCUGUUGACGAGAGCGAACAGCUACGAAGAGAAAUUUCACGGCUGAGAGAGAAGACAUGUGCUGAGUGUUGUAUAUGUCUAGCAACCAAGCCAUGUGUCCUGUUCCUACCGUGCCGUCAUAUGGUUAUUUGUGAUUCAUGUCAUGCUGAAUCGAAAAUUGCUGAAUGUCCUGCCUGUAGAACACGAGUCGGUGAUUCUAUGAAGGUUUUCUCUUGA